UCUAGAUAGACCGAUACGGUUUAAAUGUGCAUUCUCAAAUACUAUUAUGCAGGUAUUGCGAAAUCGUGGAUGGGAGGAAAUGAGUGUCGAGGACGAUGAUUUUGAUUUUUAUUGGUGCACAGUGGACUGGAUGAAGGAUAAUUUUGAUCGUCGAUUUCUGCCGGAUCAUGUUCGGCUUUGUCAUUUUCGGAAUCACUUC
Dibothriocephalus latus is the source of this 199-nucleotide messenger RNA. The record is from the annotation of a GenBank genome assembly. Lineage: Eukaryota; Metazoa; Platyhelminthes; Cestoda; Diphyllobothriidea; Diphyllobothriidae.